AAGUUCCCAAGAAGAAUGACGUCAAAUAUUUGCAGGAUAUUUGGAGCAUUUGUGACAGAUGCCAUAGCACUUGCAGCUUUCGCAACUAAAGUAGACUCUCUUAACAAUCCUGACCAUAUUUUUGUCAAAAUGAUUAAAGAAAGCAAUCAGGCUUUCACUCUUAUCCGAAUGAUUUUACUAAGUCUUAUACCCCGGCGAUUGCAGAUAUACCUCAGGAUAGGAGCACUGAAAGCAAUGGAUUUCUUUAAGAAGGUUGUUGUUGAAACCAUCAAAGAAAGAAGAGAAAAAGGAGUGGUAAAAAGCUUUUAAAAACUGCAAUUCGCUUAAAACUGUUGCUUUUGUGUCAAAACUUUGUUCAUCGAAAAAAGAAUCAACCUUCAAAGAUGAGAAACGUAGUGGAUGAAUCAGGUAAGUAACAUUUUCAGAAAGGCAAAAAUCAUGGUAAGAAGAGAAAAAGUGGUACCUGAACUAUUUAAUUUUACAUUUAUUAGACAGUAGGGUUAAUAAUUAUAUGCCUCAUUUUAGUUACCAUUAUCUCAUUUUAACCAAAGCAACUAUACUAAAAAAUAAUGCGGAUUUGUGAGGUCAAAAUUAAAGUGAAAACAAAAGCAAUUCUGCCACGUGCAAUUUACCCACAUUACUGCGACCACUUUAUACCUGAUUAAUAAAUAUCACUGAAAAUGUCACUUACCUGAUUCAUCCACUUCAUUUAGGGUUGCCAACCUACUGCGUUUUUUGGGAUAAUUUCUUCGAGUUGUAGCUAAGAUCAUAUAAAAAAAACUACUUU
Messenger RNA from Parasteatoda tepidariorum (common house spider), 787 nucleotides. Lineage: Eukaryota; Metazoa; Arthropoda; Arachnida; Araneae; Theridiidae. The record is from RefSeq and is a predicted model, not a curated record.